Uloborus diversus is the source of this 2229-nucleotide messenger RNA. Its product is annotated as zinc finger BED domain-containing protein 4-like. The record is from RefSeq and is a predicted model, not a curated record. The transcript is spliced from 4 exons. Gene Ontology annotation, molecular function: protein dimerization activity; DNA binding. Bases 1 to 2229 code for a protein of 742 amino acids. NCBI's taxonomy places the organism in Eukaryota, Metazoa, Arthropoda, Arachnida, Araneae, Uloboridae.
AUGUCAACAAAAAAGUUUAGUAGCAUAAUAUGGAGAUAUUUUGUAGUAGUAAAUGAUGAACGCGCCAAAUGCAAAAUUUGUGACGCAGAUUAUUCUCGCAAGGGUAAAGGAACAACUUCUUUAAAAAAACAUCUGCAGCGAAAACAUCCCGAAGAAUAUGAUUUAUUCCUUAAAGAAGAUUCCGUUAAAAAGAAAACCGAUGACAUUGCACUUCCGGGGACAUCUUUACAGACUGAGGAUUUCGACAAACUUUUAUGGAUGACUAAGAACUGGGGUUCCGACGAUCAUGUUGUUCCAAAUUAUGUUUUAAAAGGCAGAAAAUAUUUUACGGAACUAGUUUGCAGUGAACUUUACGACAAAGUUUCGUCGAAAAUAAAGAACAUGUUGCAAGAUUUUGAGAAAGUUUCCUUUACUUCAGAUAUCUGGUCCGAUUCUUCAUCGGGGGUUUCAUUGUUAUCGUUAACUUGUCAUGGUAUCACCAAAGAUUUUAUUCGAAAAAAUAUCGUUUUGAAAGCAGAUAUUUUGGAAGAACGGCACACUGGAGAUUACAUUUCGGCAUUAUUUCAAAGCAUGUUAGAAGAAUGGGGAAUUCCAAAACAAAAUGUACACUGCAUGGUAAGAGAUGGAGGAUCCAAUAUGAAACUUGCCUGCACUUUGUCUGAAAUAAAUAAUAUCGACUGUACUGCACAUCAAUUGAACCUGGUGUUCAAGGAUGCUAUUAAAAAAGUCGAUGCAAUCUCCCUAUUACUUACGAAAUGUAGGAAAAUUGCAGGACAUUUCAAUCACUCAACAGUGGCAAAACAAGAAUUGGAAAAAUUGCUUGACUGCACCAAGGACUCGUUGUCAUUUUAUUCUUCUAAUAAUAAAAUAGAACAGCUUAAUGCCGAAGAAUGGGUUUUAAUUCGAGAUUUAGUAAAAGUUCUGAAGCCUCUGGAGGAUACCACAAAAAAAUUGAGCUCACAAAACGUAUGUGUAUCCGACGUUAUUCCUCUGGUACGAGCAUUGACCAAAAUAUAUGACGAGAUUGGCAUUUCUGAUAUAAAUGGAGAAAGUGUCAACAUCAAUUCAGCUGCUGCUGUUGAUUUUGUGUGUUCAUUGAAGAAUGAAUUAGAUCAUCGUUUUUCUGAAAUUGAUAAAAAUAUAUUGUUCCAACUGGCAACAUUUUUAGACCCUCGUUACAAAAGCAAAUUCUUCAGUGACUUAGUCAUCAAAGAUAUAAAACAGAAAUUACUAACAGCUUUAGAAACUGAAGUAAGCCCCACAACAACUGCAACUAGCACAGAAAAAUCUAAUAGUGUUAGAAAGGAGCCUUGCAACAGUUUGGAAGAGUCUAUGGCCAACAUGUUGGACAGUGACGACGAUGAUGGAGAACUUGAUUAUCAAAUAUCAGAUGCAAAAGCUAAUUUUCUCGCAGAAUAUUCCAGAGAAAAAAGAUUAUCAAGAGACCAAGAUCCAUUAAAGUAUUGGCAGAUUAACAGUAACAGACUCGUUGAACUCAGCCGCAUUGCUCGCACAUAUUUAACGUCACCUGCAACAAGCGUACCAAGUGAGCAGUUUUUUAGUGCAGCAGGGAUUGUUUAUGAUCCUCAUCGUAAUAGACUUUUGGGGGACAAAGCUGCCAAGUUAUUCUUUUUGAAAAUAGAUGAUGAAGAUAAUGAUGAACGAGUUUUGAUUUUGAAAAUUGAGGACGAAUACCUACCUCCUAGUGAAGAAAAUUUCGAUUUGGAUUCAGAAAAUGAAAGUGAAAAUAACAGUGAAAAUGCUGUAACAGUCGCUGGCCCUUCUUAUAUCAAUAAGGACAAUUUAUCCGAUGUGAAAGGGAAAUCAAACAUUCGAAGAAAAGAUAAACAAAGGCAAAGAAAUUUUGAAAAGGAACCAACACGAACAUUCAAAGUUGGAAAUAAUGAAGAUGGCACAGUUUGGAAUGUCGCUGAAAUAGGAAUAAAGGAUAGGGGAAGAAAAUCAAAAUGUAAUGUCUUGAAAGAAGUUGGAGGCCCAACAGCACAUGCUAAACGCAAUGUUAUCGACAGCAGUCUUCUAAGUGCCUGGAAGCUUUUUGUAGAUGAAUGGAUCUUGAAGCAUAUAGAGAAAUUUACUGAAGAUGAAGCUCAACGGCAGACUCAUAAUAGAGAGUGGAGUAUAACAUUAGAAGAAAUAGAUACUUUUGUAGCAAUUUUAUAUGCUCGUGGAAUUUAUUGUGAAAAAGGGCUUGAACUGGAUAGCUUGUGA